AUGUCUGGGCAUCAAUUGCGCGCGGCCAAAGAGGCUUGGACAUCCCCUCAAAAGGUUACGAACAAUCGCGACAACGCGAAGUUCUUAAAAAUCUAUAAAUCAGCAGUAAAGGCUGCGGUACGCAGCGACCUUGAGAUACCAAAAGACUCAAGUCAGCCCAAGGAGUUCUCCAGAAGGAGAUAUAUGAGAGUGGAAAGAUCAGGCAGCCAGGAGAAGGAGAUUGCCUCGUGGUUCAGCUGUCAGCGGGACCUGAAAGAUGAGUCCAGCGGUUUUUGGAAAGUCCGUUUGGAUGUAUUCGCCAUCACCGAUGUCGAAGGAAGGGCUACCGCGAAUAUGGAGGUCUUCCUCACCGUGAGGUGGACCAAGAUCCUAAAAACGAAGAUGAGGUCGACAAACUUCUACGCCUACGACCAGACUCAGGAUGCCAUCAACGAGGUUAGGGAGCCAAAAGGCUACUCAUUGCUUGGCUUGGUCUCCGAGCACAUCAAGAAGUGCGACGAAGACCUCUUCUGUCCCUUCCCCACCGAGUGGAAGUGGAGCAAGGACCUCGUUGGUGGCAGUGGAUCACCAACUCCCAGCCAGGAACCGACUCGGAGCCAAGCACCAUCUCGGAAGAGACCCGCAACGGCCGAUGAUCAGGCCAGUCACAAAAGGCGGAAGACGAUGUCGAAGCAAGCAUGCGACGACCCCGAUUCGUCCGGUGACGACUCGGAAUAUGGCGAUCCGACGUUGAAGGUAGAAGCUUUCGACAACGACACAUCCACUACCACCACUACCACCACCAACAGUGCAUCCGGGGGCACCCCAAGACCCUCGUCAUCAAGCAGAAACCAUAAGGGCCCUGGGCGUACUGGUGCGGUACCCGGAAAUAUGGAUGGAGCUCACGGCGAACGGGCGAAUGCCAGAGACAGCUUCAUUCGCCAACUUCUGGCCGAACAGGAGGCUUGGAAGGCCGAGAAGAAGGGCUGGGAGAAGAAAGCGCAAGAUUGGAAGGCGGAAAAAGAGAGUCUGGAGGCUCAGAAAAGGGACGUGGAGAACGAAAAAGAACAUUUGGAAGAGAAGAACGCACGUCUCGAGGAGAAGUGCGUGCGUCUGGAAGAGAAAGGCGUGAAUCUUGAAGAAAAGAACGCACGCUUAAAGGAAGAGAACGAGCGUCUGGUGGAGGAGGAUGAGCGUUCGAAGACCAUCCACAGAGCUCUGACGAACGAGCUUAUGGCCACGAACAAAAAACUCCAUGAGGCCAAAGAAAGGAAGAACUCUUUAAGAGGCGAGACCCACGACGAAGCUCAGGCCGAAAAGCUGGCCUCAUGGUUCACCUGUCACAGCGCUUCGCUGGAUAUAACACAUUCCAACUGGAAAGUGCGCGUCGAUGUCUUCAUCAUAAAAGACCACAACGGAAGGCAUAGGAAAGAGAUCUUCCUCAUUGUAAGAUGCCCUUUCCCAAACAAAGCCUAUCAUUGGUCCCUCGACUAUUUUACAUGGGAUCCAACACUCGGAACCAUUGACGACGUUGCUCAGAAUGGAUCCGAAUUGGUUGAGUUGGUCUCGAACGACGUCGAAAGUUUUGGUGGCCAGCUAAUUGAUGCAUACUCCAAGAACGGGAGAAAACUAUUUGACAGCAAUGGGCCGCCCUCAUUGAGCCAAGCGCCACGGAGCAACGCGAAGAAGAUGUUCGACCGAGCCGAUAGAAAGAGAAGAAGGAUCAUCGAAGAGGAAUCUUCCGAAGACUCUGAGAUGCAUGACUAUUCUGGAGACGAUUCAGAAUAUGGGAACUCUGACCUGAAGCCAGAAAACCUCAUGGAAACUCCGGAACCUUUAUUCUCAGACGAUAUCCACCAAGACCAUGAACAGGCUUAUGCAGUACCAAGGGAUGCUGAUCAAGCUUUCCGAGAGCUGAAAGAAGCAAGGCAGAAGAUUAGGAUGUUGGAAGCCGAGAAGGACACUAUGGAGACAGAGCAGAAGAGUUUGAAGACCGUAAAUGAGAUGCUGUCAGGAAACAUUAGGGAGCUGGAAAAGAGACUUUAUGAAGCUGACAGCAAAAGAUGCACUCACUAG
Aplosporella prunicola CBS 121167 is the source of this 2055-nucleotide messenger RNA. RefSeq lists its product as uncharacterized. The record is from RefSeq and is a predicted model, not a curated record. The coding region runs from base 1 to 2055 and encodes 684 amino acids. Lineage: Eukaryota; Fungi; Ascomycota; Dothideomycetes; Botryosphaeriales; Aplosporellaceae. The transcript is spliced from 5 exons.